Hydatigera taeniaeformis is the source of this 2196-nucleotide messenger RNA. The record is from the annotation of a GenBank genome assembly. NCBI's taxonomy places the organism in Eukaryota, Metazoa, Platyhelminthes, Cestoda, Cyclophyllidea, Taeniidae.
AUGUACCAGCAAAGUCUUGACAACCGUGAUGACAUUCAACAGCCAUCCAUCAGUCUGGCUCACAAAAAUGAUAAACCGCCAUUGAUAGCCAGUAGACUCACAACACGAAGUCACUCCGCUCACGCACAACCUCUCAAAUGUCAACUUGACCCAUCUACUGCAAGAGGGAAAAGGGCCACUAACAUCUACCUCAAUGAACCGGAUGCUGGAGUUUCCAUGGCAGUGCUUCGACAGCCUCCAAUUCUCAGCGGAGCUGAUAACGAUCUACAAAGAGUGAUACACACAUCAAUUACCAAACAGCAACCGGCCGUGCACAGUAGCUACUACGGCAAUACCUACGAGAACACUUUCCACGUAAGGUCAAGGAUAUGUCGACCCGAUCCCAUUUCACCACAUUACUUCCAGGCCUACUACCCUCAAACACACUUCAACUCUACCUACGCCGAUGGACAGAUAUACGAUCACCCACCACCACCUCCUCCUCCUCCACCACCACCACCACCACCAAUACCACACUCAGAAGAGAAGCAGGUAGAGCCUAAAUCCCGAGCUUCUGGAAACAACAACCAAAGCUAUAAUGAGGGCCUGGCAUCAAGAAUGAUCCCACCUGUUCCACCUGCCACAGCGCCUGCGUCACGCCGACGAUUUGGACGAAGCAACUAUGAAAGUGAGGCGAACAGUGGCGACGAUGCAGAGGAUGAAGACGGGGAAGAAAAUGGAAGUGAAAGAGGUGGAACGCUGUCCAGAAAGCGACCAGCCUUACCAAUGGGAGUUCUAGUAAAUCGGUACUCCAGAGAGAGCCUUGAUUGUAUAAACGCCCACGAAAAGACACCAGUACCGAGAGGAAGCACACCAGCUAGAACGAUUGUACCAUCACAACCGCCUCCAAAUUUGCCUCAACCAAUGUCAAAGGCAAAGUUAACUCGCAGACAGACGGUCGGAGCGAUUCAGACGUUGGCUCAGACUUCGUCAAAUCCCGAACCCACUCAGGGUGCCCUUCAGUACUUCUGUGACAUUUGUUUGGAUCGAAAACUCUAUGCUCGAACAACGAGUAAACUUUCCAAAGAGACGGUGUUUUGGGGUGAAUGUUUUGACUUAAACAACCUCACAGAACUGAACUUUAUCACGAUAAAUCUCUAUCGUGAAGCCGAAGCAGCAAAGGAUACGUCUAAGCGUCGCAAAUCCAGCAAAUCCCAAAAUCAACUCAUUGCCUUUCUUACCAUUGCCAUAUCUGAUCUAUCAUCCAAAUACGAGACGCAACAAUGGCACACAAUGACCCCUGGUUGUAUGCUCCCGUCGUCGGAGAAUUUGCACACCAAUCCCAUGUCUCCUCGCUCCUCAAUCCGCCAAUCAAUAGGCUCCUUCAAUACGCCUGAAUCAUUACAGUGCAAUCCGGAGACCAAUGCGGGCUGUCCUUCCGCUAAGCGCUCAAUUUCAUUGGUUGGACCGCCACCAACCAACGUUCUAACUGGUCGAAUACGCAGGCUCUCCAAGCAUAAUCUCGGAGGCAGUGAAUCUCGAAUGAAUACCGGUCAGAACGGUAGUGGCAGUGGAGGUAAUAGCGCGCUACUCCCUCAAAUUCGAUUGGCUCUGGUGGUGGGAAAGUCUACUGCAUUUGUGCAGUACUUGGAGCCCCUGCUACCGACGAAAAGGAAGGAGGAGAUAGCUCGUUGCCUUGUUAACAUUCAUGAAAAAGCACCAGAAAGUAAAAUUGCCGCAUUCCUUGCACCGCUUGUGGACCACGAAUUGAACACCUCUGGCCUUGUUGAAGGUGGUGGGACGAAAUGCGAGGUUUAUGCCUCUUUCACGAUGGUGUCGCUUGAUGAGAAGAGGGGCGUUCUUCUCAACCCCUUCUGUCAUCGAGAAGUUCGAGAUUAUCUAUCAAUCUAUCUCUCUCUCGCUCUCGAUGCAUAUGCCCUCCUCGUCUCCACUGCAGAGACCAGACUGGGAGUUGUGACAAGAGGCUUGGAUCACCUCUCAAAGGAGUUUACUUACAAUAAUACCGGCGACGUCUUCGCAUUCUCCACAACGGUGACCCCACUCAAGGGGGGGAGGCGGGGGGGCAUAAUCUCUCUCUCCUCUUCCGUUCCAACUCCAUCGGUUCGAAAGCUGUCGAAUGCUACAUCAAAUUGGUGGGAGCUGAGAGACAAAACUGGCAACAUCGGUUUCUGUCCCAUUGUGAUUGUAGUCUGUUAG